This is a messenger RNA of Mesorhabditis belari, 807 nucleotides long. Lineage: Eukaryota; Metazoa; Nematoda; Chromadorea; Rhabditida; Rhabditidae. The record is from the annotation of a GenBank genome assembly.
AUGGGUGUGAUGGCCGUCCGUCUAUUCAUCACGAUUCUCCUCCUAUUCCAUCAAAUUUCUCCGUCGAUUCAACAAAGCGAUCAAUUGGAUCAAUUCACAUCUCCGAUAGAUCGAGAUGAGAUUCGUGAUCGUCGUACUUUGAACUGUAAAAAGGAUUGUCCGGACACCGUUCUCUUGAGAUCUUGUCAAAGAAAUCUGAAUGAAACCCAACAAGAGCUUGUCGAGACUCGAGGAAACAUCCUCGAACUGCAGACGGAAAUCGCAAGAGAGCGGAACGAAACGAAGGACAAAGACGUCGAGAUGAGUCGAUUGACAGCAAAAAUGGCUCAAAUCGAGGCGAACUUAAUGGAGAAAAUCACCGAGACGAAAAGGAAGAACGACGAUCUCGAAGCACAAUUAAAUCGAACGAUGAAUCUCUUGAAACUGGAUGGAUGGUCGUAUUUAGCAAAAACCGCUUCUUCGUACAAGUUUAUCGCCCGACCAAUGACAUUUGAUGAAGCUGAGGAAUAUUGUGCGAGUCAAAAGGACCAUUUAGUCUCAAUUCACAGUCAGGAAGAGAACGAUUUUGUUCAGAAACUCGCGAAAAAUGUUACUUCGAGUCUUGUGUUCUGGAUCGGAAUGAAGAGAAAUCCGAACAAAGAAAAUGCUUUUGAAUGGACGGAUGGAAGUUCGGUGGAUUUCACGAAUUGGAAGGUUGGAGAGCCGGAUUCGAACACCCACGCUUAUCUUUGGAGCAACACUGGGACAUGGGAGGCCUAUUCUCCUACCAAACAGUAUCGUUUUAUUUGCAAAAGGAGCUCUCAGUUC